Molecule: messenger RNA, 2123 nt
Organism: Boeremia exigua
Lineage: Eukaryota; Fungi; Ascomycota; Dothideomycetes; Pleosporales; Didymellaceae
Exons: 5
Coding region: 458-2116 (552 amino acids)
Source: RefSeq, a predicted model, not a curated record
GGCAAAUGACGUUUUCGUUGGAAACGAAUACCCAGGAUGACCCAGGUCAAUCUUGAUACAAGUCAGUAGUCGCAGAAGCUGACUGGGCCGUACAAGCGGCUCGAAGGCAGGUCCGCAUACUCCGCACACAUCUUGUGGAGCGUCAUGUCGGCAGUCAGAGCGCAGGCCGCCGCCACACCGGUAGCGCAGAAUCUAAACUAGAGCUCCGACGCUAGCGUGCUUCAGUGACAUUUACUAGGUCGUCACUCACCACACAGACCUAGGAGCUGGAGUAAACUGUGGUUGUCUCAAUGGCAGCUUGCGGUUCGCACAUGCGCAUUCUUGGGACUGGCUGUCUCCGUGCAAAUCACGGCACUUUCUCGUGCAGAUCGUCCGACCCUGCUUUGCGUUUAUAGAUACGUAGGUAUGCUCGAUUCAACGCUCGUGCUGUCAAUGCUAUCAAUUGCACCACACCCUAAUGCGUCUCCUCACACAUGUCCUUUUGUUCACGUUAGGUGCCUGCAUAGGCCAUGUAUCCGGAACUGAUAUCGCUGAGCGAGCACUCGGAAUAGCAGAUAUUCCUCCCUGUGGUCUCUCAUGCCUUCUACAAACCGUUCCUGCCGCUGGUUGUAGCCUUAUAGACACCGAGUGCCAGUGUAAGAGCGAGGAGCUUACGUACAGCACAGCAGCAUGUAUUCUCGCCAACUGUACUAUGGCCGACUCACUCGGCACCGCAAAAGUCCAGGCUGAACUCUGCAACUUACCACACGAGUCAAAGACAGAACUUCUAUUUGCGUCCCUGACAACUGUUUAUGCAACAGUGUGUCUGUUCGUGACACUGCGGCUCGCGACCAGAGUGCUCAACAAGCGCGUGAGUAGCGAUGACUGGUGCAUCCUGGCAGCCUUGUUACUUGCUACUGCGGCAUACACGUCUGCAUACGAAAUGACACAGUACAAUUUUGGAAAGCACUUGUGGGACCUUGAACAGGGUCAAUUGCAGAUGGCGCUGAAAUACUUCUACAUCUGUUGGAAUCUCUACGUCGUCAUGCUUGCUCUGGUCAAGAUUUCGUUGAUAGCCUUCUACCUACAAGUCUUUCUCGACCGCCGAUUUCGUAUCACCUGCUGGAUCGUCCUGGGCUACAUUAUUCUUUCCUCUUUAAUCAUCCAAUUCUUGACGAUCUUUUCGUGUUCUCCAAUACAGUCGUUCUGGGAUCGCGACAUCAAAGGCACGUGCUUAGACGUCGGCGCCAUCGGGUUUGCGAAUAGUGCAAAUGCUAUUCUGCAGGAUAUCAUCAUCUUGGUUAUGCCAAUGCCGAGUCUUUACAAGCUACAGAUGAAAAGGUGGCGUAAGGCCGCAGUGGCACUCAUGUUCGCAGUUGGAGCUUUUGGCUGCAUCACGACAAUAAUGCGGCUACAUUCACUUUCAGGAUUCAAAAUCUCUCUUGAUCCAACUUGGGACUACACAAAUGUGACCAUAUGGACAGGCGCCGAACUCGCUGCUGGCAUGGUUUGUGCAUCACUGCCUGCUGUGCGGCAACUACUCGUCAUCAUUGUGCCAAGUCGGUUCCACGUUUUUCUCACAAAUCGGUCACGUAACCGAAGUGUGCCAGACCAAGAUCGACAGAGACGACCAAAAGGCCCAUCCGUGUUUCCUGUUCCAUCGUUCCUGCACUCCGCGAAGGAUUCUUAUGGCGUGACAACAGACAUCUCGGCGUCAAGCUGGACCAAGUCUAGAGCAGAGACCGUACCAGACAUUGAACGCGGAGAUGGUACUGCUACACAAACAACAACCUCUAUAUGGAAUCCUCUCCGAACUCUGUUCCCAAAACAGUCACGAUCCUUCCAGACCUCGUUUUGGUCAUCUCUGGAUCGAAGCGGCAGUCCUACGUUACGAACUGAACGAACUCGUUCUUCUGACGCUACUAGCUUUCAGACAACGAGCCCUCGCACAGAGAUAGCAGAAGCAACAGGAAAAUCUAGCGUAGAUGAGCACAUCGAGUUGCUUCAGGUGCCGCGUCACAGCUACCAACCGAGUUAUUGCCGUGGCAGUGAGUACGACUGUAUCACAGCUCUACCAAGGGUGGGAGUGCUUAGAAACGAAGAGCAUAUCUAUAAUCAAACAGCGCCGAGGUCCUAGAAAUCGG